AAUCGGAGAACCACAGAUGCCAAGCGACCUGUAUCCUUGCAGGUUGUCACACGAACGAGAUCCGUUCAGUAACAGUUCUCUUUUUACUCGCAUGUGUCGUUCACAGAGCAUAAAGAGAGUGGGGUGGAUCGAUAUAUCUAUGAACGCUCUUUCUUUUGUGUCUUGCUUGUUAAGAGAGUAGAGAUUAUCAGUGAUGUCUUUGAAUGACUAUUUCGCUGCCAACGGAGCGGUCUACCUGAGACCGGUUGGAUUGCCCGAUUGUUUUCCACUUCCAGGUCUACCCCAUGGAUGCAAACCGCCACCCCUUGCAAUGCAACAUCCCUGCAGUACUCCACAAAAACCCAGAACAAUGGCUGCAGUAUCACCUCUUCACCAAGUUGUACCACCUCAACCCAACAUUCCAUCUUACGACAACACAAAUCUCGCCUUCAACUCAGCUUCUAGAACCUCCAGUUUUGCUGCAGCACUGCGAAAACUUGCCAAGCAAGCUGGGGAUCCUGUUACUGGAGAAAAAGACUUAACCCAGAUUUCACCAGUUUCAUCCCCUGUUCUCAGUCAAGGAUCCUUAACGCCUAAGCGAAACGUUCCAAAUCCACCGCCACCACCUAUGUUCCUUACAAAUCACCAAGUCUCAUAUGCAUCAUCAUCCCCACCUGUAGUUACAAUCGCACCCAGCAGACCAGUGGCUACUCACACAUCUGAAAGUCGAAAGCAGGUCAAUUCAAGCGGCUUAAGUAAUGGACACGUACAAGAUUCGAUGGGGGUGAAACUAGAUUCCUCAAAAAGUGGCCCUAGAAACGCUCAUUCUGAUAAAUGGGAAGACGCAGCAAACAAAGGUUUAUCAUCUACCUCAUCCCAAGUCAGACCACAUGCGACAAUCGCUCCUCUGCCUCGACCAGACGACUCUUUGACGUCCUCUAGGGGAUUUCAACCAUAUCGAGGAACAGAAGAAUCACGCAAUACACUCCCACACCACAUGUCUCUCUUUGAUCCACACCCAGCUGUAUCUUAUCCCUACACUCCAGCAUUUCUACCUCCGCCACAUCUCUCUCAUCCGGCAUACAGGUUUGAUGACCCAUUGUAUCUGGAAAGGUACAGCUUGCUCCGACCUCCCGUGAUGCCCUACCCACAACCAGGUAUGAUGGCUCCCCCAACAGCGUUCUACCCUAACAACCGAUAUGCAGCAGAUCUCAUUGCUCAAUCAUUAUCUCUAGGCUCAGCUAAUAACAGUAUUCUCAAUCAUGAGAGGUUAAAACAAGAAGAAGAAAGGCGAAUGAGGGAAAAAGAAAUAGAGUUAGAUCAGUCACGAAAUAAAGAACAGGAACGACAAAGAGAAAAAGAACAGAAAGAUAAAGAGACAAGAGAAAGAGAGCACAAGGAGAGAGAACAUAGAGAAAAAGAAAAGCGAGAAAGAGAGAAACCUUACAGAGAUAAAGAGGAACAUUCUGAUCAUAAAAAAGGAUUACAUAACUCCCAUUACGGUUCCUCAUCUUCGAAAAGAACUGAAUCACCAAGUGUAAGAAAUCCACCCGCAAUUCACUCGACUUCAAAUCAUACAACUCCAUCUGCAACAAUAGUAAAUUCGACUCCCCUCAACCUCGUCGUUCAACCUGGUACAGAACCUCCAAAAAAGGAGGCAGAGUUAUGGAUGCCAUGGCAGCAACCUGCGAAUCAGUAUCCCAAAGAAAUGAAUCAAGAUGGCGGACAUAUUCUGAAACAGCCAGCUCUACGACCACCUGAAGUGCAUCGACAUCAUCAUGGAAAAGAAAAUCCCACUGCCGAUAAAAUGAGCUUGAGAUUCAGCCCUUCGAUUCUGAACGAGAAGAAACACUCAUCCAUACCCAACAUCGAGCUUCCAGUGAACGACCCAAACGGAAAGAAACACUUUGCACCCAACGACAACAAACGAUCCGAACCCCCACACCAUUACCCAACCGACAACCUGCCCAACAAGGAACAUGCCCCGCACGAAUGGCGACAUGAAAAACUACAGAAAGCAUGCUCCAACAAUCAUAGAAAAAGUCACGAAUCCAAAAAAAUCAAAGAUAACGCUGUCCAGAAUCAUCAACGCAAAGUAGUGAACGGUGCGGUGUUAAAAACGCCGACUUACCAGAAUGAAGGCAUGCAUGCUAGGUUGUUGGAAUCUGAGAAGAGCAGACUGGAGAUGAAUGGACAUUUGUUACCACCGGCGAAAACGCACACGCCUGUGAGCAAUGAUAGGCAUGUUGUGCCAUCAUAUAAAUCUAGUCAAUUGUUCAGUCCCGGAAAAGAGAGUUUUCUGCAGAAUAGUUAUGCAGAUUGUUAUAAUCCUCCAGUGCUGAAAAGUAAUAUUGAAAUUUUUCCUGUUGUGAGCAAACUGGACCUUGAUGCCAAGAAAUUGGAAAAAAAUGAUUUUAAGUUUGAGGAUGAUGAUGAGAAGGAAGAAAAAAGGAUAAAAAAUUUUCUGAUACUUUCAAAAGUGCCACCAACAAAAUAUGAGCAUAAUCCUCAGAAACUGAGGUUUUUGAGAUUGUUUGGAUUGACGACUCAUUUCAAACGAAAAAAAAUUGAAUUCGACAUGUACCUGAAAAGAAGAAAAAUUUUAAUGGAAGACUAUGAAGUUCCUCCGUUGAGUCCAGAUGUAGAACCUGACAGUACAGAAAGAGCUUUAAUAUCUCCAGUGGAAGAACUGUAUACAAGAAAUGAUAGAUUAUCAGAAAAAUUAUUGGCGGAAGCGACACCCGUGAAAUUAGAAUUUCUUUUUAAAAUUGGUCUCACUCCCAUCACACUUGUGAAGAAAGAAGAAAAAGAACGCAUUCGGCGAAUGGUUGAAGAAGAGAGACUAAGAAGACAUUAUCGCCUGUUGGCGAAAGUAAACAAGAAAGCCUCUCCACGUCGCCUAUUCGUGCCAAAGAGUGAAGCAGCUCAGAGAUUGGACCAUUUAAGGAAACUUCGAGAAAUGAAUGCGAUUGGACUAUCGAGAAACUCUUCAGAAGAGGAAGAAGAAGUGCUUGAUGUAAAACCUGUAUCAUCUAGUCAAUUAAUUAUGCCAAAAAUUGAGCAAGUGCCUUACCUUUGCUCGUCAGAUAUCAACGAGCCUGUGAACUCAUUAUAUACCUCUUCAAGUACAGAAAAUUCUGGAACAUUUUCAUCCCCCCACACCAAGUCUUUCAAUAAAUAUUCUUUUAAACGGGGACACAGCUUAAAGAAUGAAUUCAGGUUCAUUGCUCCUCAACCGGUUUGCAAAAACAAUCACAUAGUGAAAGCACAGGGAACUUACAAGCCCUCAGGAAGUAGUACUUCAAUUGGAAUACAAGUUGAUACUAGUUAUUUCGGCAAUAAUAUUGAUAAGUCUUUAGCUGAUUUAAAAAGUUCUUUUAAUUGGCCUGGUCUAGAUACAAUCAUGGAAGCAUUUUACAGACAUCAGAAUGAACAAUCAAGCGAGAAGUCCAUCUUGACAGAGAGGUGCAAGCAACUGAGACUUACUCAAGAAGAACUUAAGAAGGAAGCUGACAGCCUUAGUAGAAAGAUGUCGGAAUUGCUCAGAUGCAAACGAGAGCUGGACGAGGAAAGACAGCGCCAUCAGCAUUCGAUUGAUCACUUAAAACAGUGCCUUCGAAUCGGCAGAUAACAAAAUAGUUGGAUUCAGACGCAUAUAUAAAUUGUACAAGAAUUUAAAAAUAUAUCCUUCUGAUGCUCCAAGAGGUUCUCUUAAAUAAACGAAUUCGAAACAGUGAUAUAUUUGAAGAUACGACUACAGUAUUGAAGAUGAGGUCACACUGUGUGUUGAAUUGAUUAAAGAUAUUUUACAUAUAGAAUUUCAAUCUAUUGAAUUGAGAAUCAAAUUCAAAGAUUUGUUUUUAAAAAAAGUCAUCUUUAACACUAGUCUUUUUUGUUGUUGAUUUUUGUUGUUUUACUUUGCUUUUUUGUUGAGUUUACACCUAGGACCAAUGAUCUUUUACCCUUAAAGGGACCAUGCAACAACUAUUUUAUCAAAUGGAUACUUUUUAGAGAUUUUUAAGCUAGUCUUAUUUUACGUGGGAAAGAUGGUUGAAGAGUUUACAUCGCCAACUUCUUGUAUACUUCGUAAUUAUUGAUUCUCUGUGAGUUACGUCUUUAAAUGUUGUUUCGCUCAUGCAAACAUUAUUGUCAUGAAAUCUUUCCUGUUGUAUAUCAUUGUACAAUCUUGUGAUUUAUCUUCAUGUUUUGCACAUUGAUACAUAUUCUUAUGCUGUUAUAUUUAUAUUUUACUUUAUUUAGGUUAAAAGAAAUUAAAUGUGGUACAUUAAACAUUGA
Messenger RNA from Parasteatoda tepidariorum (common house spider), 4275 nucleotides. RefSeq lists its product as uncharacterized. Lineage: Eukaryota; Metazoa; Arthropoda; Arachnida; Araneae; Theridiidae. The record is from RefSeq and is a predicted model, not a curated record.